Mytilus californianus (California mussel) is the source of this 1782-nucleotide messenger RNA. RefSeq lists its product as uncharacterized. The transcript is spliced from 3 exons. NCBI's taxonomy places the organism in Eukaryota, Metazoa, Mollusca, Bivalvia, Mytilida, Mytilidae. The coding region runs from base 283 to 1554 and encodes 423 amino acids. The record is from RefSeq and is a predicted model, not a curated record.
UUUUUUUUAUGUCAAAUAUGGGAAAAAAAUGCGUUAAUGCAUGAGAGAUAAAGUUAUGAAUGAUUUACAUAGAUCAACACAUUGGUAGGAACAUUUUGUUGGAAUAACGUGAUUUCGUAUAUAACAUACCAUAUAAAGCUUAGAAGGAAUACAUAUUUAGUAAAAGGAACGGGAAAUGUUGGAAAUCAUGUCAAAAUACAAAUAUGAGGGGAUUGUUUGAUCAGCGCGUAUUGUUGUAGUAAUCCGAUUUAAGAUGGACAUUUAUUGACUCCAAAGUAAUCAAUGAACGCCAUUACUUCGCAAAAAGCUUACCUGUAUGAAACGAGGGGAAGUGCAAAGGGAAGGCAGAGGCAAAGUUUGGACUAUAAACUUGAAGGUCGUCAUGCUACGCUCGCCUGUCGGGAUUCUGCUUCGCUUAAAGGAAAAUUUUCAUUAAGCAUAGGAAGAAAAGUAGAUUUGUCUAAAGAAAAGGAGAAAGAAAAUAGAAAAGAUGAACGUAGUGAUACUAACCCUGUGAUUUUACCGAAAUGUAAGGAGGAAACAUCGACCGAUCUAAUGGAAAAGUGCGAAUCAUCUUGUGAAGAAUCAGCUUAUCAACUCAUGCGUGAAAAUACAGAUGACGUACCAUUAACUGAAGAGCUUCUCAGUAAUGAUACAUCAACAAAUCAGCGUCCAACGAUUUGUUCAGAGUGUGCAGAAAUAAGUUUGUAUAGAAAAAUUGGACGGUUAAAAAAUGCAUUAAUUAUAAAUGACGAUAAGGAAUUAAAUCCUUGUGUUAUUUGUGAAAAAAAGAAACUUUCCAAUAGAAAAUCGGUGAAAGAUGAAAAAACUUUGUUGAUGUCGAUUAUAUAUCCUCAUGAUUUUUAUGAUCGAUAUCAAAGUGUAAGACGAAAUGUUCAAACACCAUCUGAUGACUUUGAUAGAAAACGAGAACGCAAAAGGAAAACAAUCCACCAGAAAACUAUAUUACCGAAACAGAAUGUUACACUUCCGGAAACCGUUAAUGAAGGGGAUAAAGUCCUCCUGAAGCCUCAUGUUGUAAAAUUCAAAGAAAAAGAGAAACAAAGGAGGUCAAGCAUUAUAAAUGUUGUAAAUCAUGAGUUCGAAAUUGAUAACAGAAUACUACCUAGUACUUUACCGCCAUUAAAAGUGACAACGCCAAUGCCUAUGAAACCUAAGCAUUUGCGAUGUAAACCUCAAAUGAAGGCUUACUUUGUCGCAUCAAUGACAUCUGAUAAUAUCAUAAAAGAAAAGUGUUCGUGGUUUGAUCAAAAGAAAUCAUUUAGAGGGUUUAUGCUAUCAAGGAGUGAAAAAUUCGACAGACCUAAACUAGCGGACGUGAAACACUCUUUAUUCAACGUUGGGAGCUUAGGAUUGACAAUUGGCAUUCCAGAAUACAACGGCAAAAUUGGAAACAGACAAACAACCACGAACAAUUAUCUCUCUCGAACAUUUACAUCUUUAACAAAUAUUAAUAGACCUCACAGUUUACAUACUUCUACGACGAAUAAAAUCCGGCCUCCUGGAUCUGUUGGACAUAGAAGUAUGCCUUAACAGUUUUAUUGACUUGCCUUUCUAGACGAAAUGACAGCUUUUGGAAGGAUAGAAAUGAACCACAUUUUAUUCUAACAUUACGUAAAAAUUUGGCAAAGAUUAUUUUCUUAGCAAAACAAAAUGUUUGAAAACCUAUUUGAUAUUGGUAGUGACACCCAUAUCUUAUAGCGUACUUAAUAUAUGACAGUUCAUGUAUAAUUUAAUAUUAAAUUUACUUGUUACCCAUUA